AUGGACGCAAAUAUGUCGACAUCCGCUCUGGGUGAGCCACAACACCUGGGCAUUGGCUUCUACCUGCUCCCCUUCGCCACGUUCCUAUGCUUCCUCGUCCCGGUCCUCUACAUUUUCCCCCCGAUCCCGGCCACGACCAGCGACGCGCUGCGCUCAACUCACACCAAGAUUGGCGUCUCGCCGCCAGAGAGCAACCUCCAGGACCAGUACUCCGUCUCUGGUAAGUCCGACAACACUAGCAAUGCUGGCAAUGCUGGCGGCGGCCCCGUCGCCCGGGUCAAGGCGCUCUGCGUGUACCCCAUCAAGUCGUGCCGCGGCAUCGAGGUCACACAGAGCAAGCUCCUACCCACAGGCCUCGAGUUUGACAGACUGUACACCUUUGCGCAGCUCAAAUCCCGCUUCCCCGCCGCCGUGGACGACUCGGCCGAGGACAAGGACCAGCACUCGUGGGAAUUCGUCACGCAGCGGCAGUUCCCGCUGCUGGCGACCGUCAAGGUGGAUGUGUACGUCCCCGACGCGACAAAGAGCACGGUGUUCAUGGAGAAGUCCUCGGAGGCGUGGAUCGUGAUGCGGUUCCCCUGGCGGGAGCCCGGGUUCAGGGGCACAAUGCAGUGGGUUGCGGCCAAGAUCCGGGACGGGUGGCGGGGCGUGCCGGAGAUGGAGGUCCUGUUGCCGGUCGAGUUCCCUACCGAUGGGGAGAUUGCGGAGCGUGGGUACACCUACGAGGACGUGAAGGUGUGGAAGGAGAUGGUGCCGGCGCUCAAUAUGGAGAAGGAGCUUCCGGGGGAGCUGAGCCGGUACCUGGGCGUCAGCAACAAGUUGGCGCUGUUUAGGGUCGAUCCGGGGCAGCUGAGGGAGGUGUAUCGGUGUGCGCCGAGGAAGGAGGAGGCUGGGUAUCAGCCCAUUGUUGGGUUCCAGGACGCUUAUCCCCUGCACAUCAUGAACAUUAGCAGUCUCCAGGACUUUGACGCCCAGGUGCCCAAGGACGACGAACUCAAGCAGACUGAUGUGAGGAGAUUCCGGUCGAACAUCAUUGUCUCUGGUGCGCCUGCGUAUGACGAAGAGUCGUGGAAAUGGGUCAACUUCACUCAGGGCACCUCCAAGGUCACCAUUCCGGCAAAGUUCCAAGUCUCUUGCCGUACCGUCCGCUGCAAAAUGCCAAACGUCGACCCGGUCACCGGCGCCCGCCACGGCGUCGAGCCGGACAGGUCCCUCCGCAAGCUCCGCGAUGUCGAUGAGGGCGCUCAGGGCAUGGGGUGUCUGGGCAUGCAAAUGUGCCCAGUCUUUGAGGGCACCGACCGCGUCGAGUACAUGCAAGCCUGGCUCGAGGUCGGCAUGGACGUCUCUGUGCUGGAGCGCGGUGAGCACGUUUAUAUCAAGCAGUGA
This is a messenger RNA of Colletotrichum orchidophilum, 1386 nucleotides long. Its product is annotated as MOSC domain-containing protein. Gene Ontology annotation, molecular function: pyridoxal phosphate binding; molybdenum ion binding; catalytic activity. The transcript is spliced from 4 exons. The coding region runs from base 1 to 1386 and encodes 461 amino acids. NCBI's taxonomy places the organism in Eukaryota, Fungi, Ascomycota, Sordariomycetes, Glomerellales, Glomerellaceae. The record is from RefSeq and is a predicted model, not a curated record.